UUCUUCCCCAGAUUUCCACAGCUUUCCCUCUAUUGAAACCUCAUUUUCUAUUUCCUUGAAAACCAUACCCCCAACCCAACACCCCUCUUCCUCUCUCUCUCUCUCUCUCUCUCUCUCUCUCUCUCUCUCUCUCUCUCUGGUUUUUUUUUUCCUCUCAAGGUCUCAAAUUUCAGACACCCAUUUCGUUUCUCUGUCUCUUAUCUCCUGCGGACUCCAGAUUCUGAAAGGUUGUCCCUUUCCAUGGUUCUUCAUCGCCAUCUUCUUCUUCUUCUCUCGGUUCUUGCCGCAGUUUCUUCUUGGGUUUCAUCUGAUGAAGAUGCAUUCAUAGGAGUGAACAUAGGGACCGAUCUCUCAGACAUGCCACAUCCAACACAAGUUGUAGCUCUCCUCAAAGCUCAGCAAAUCAGACACAUCCGGCUAUAUGACACUGACCCGGGAAUGCUAACUGCCCUUGCAAAUACUGGCAUCAAAGUCGUUGUCUCUGUUCCAAACGAUCAGCUCCUAGGCAUUGGCCAAUCAAACUCCACAGCGGCCAAUUGGGUCAAACGCAAUAUCAUCGCUCAUUAUCCUGCCACGAACAUCACUGCCAUAGCUGUAGGUUCAGAUGUUCUGACAACUCUUCCCAAUGUUUCUCCUGUUCUAGUGAAUGCAAUCAAGAACAUUCACUCGGCUCUACUCUCGUCAAAUCUUGAUGGGCGGAUCAAAGUGUCUACUCCUCUAUCCACUUCUUUAAUCCUCGACCCUUUUCCUCCUUCGCAAGCCUUCUUUAACCGCUCAUGGAAUCCGGUUUUGGUCCCAUUGCUGAGCUUUUUGCAGUCCACGGAUUCGUAUCUCAUGCUUAACGUGUAUCCUUACUAUGACUACAUGCAAUCAAAUGGUGUGAUUCCUCUAGACUAUGCCCUGUUCAAACCAAUCCCUCCGAACAAAGAAGCCGUGGACUCAAACACGCUCGUUCACUACUCAAAUGCCUUUGAUGCCGUGGUUGAUGCCGCCUAUUUUGCCAUGGAAUUUCUCAACUUCACUAACAUUCCUGUUGUGGUGACAGAAUCAGGUUGGCCUUCAAAGGGUGAUUCUGAUGAGCCAGACGCUACUAUCGAGAACGCCAACACAUACAACAGCAAUCUGAUCAGACAUGUUCUGAACAAGACAGGGACUCCUAAGCAUCCGGGAAUCGCAGUCAGUACCUACAUUUACGAGCUUUACAAUGAGGACACGAAGGUUGGACCGAUGUCGGAGAAGAACUGGGGGCUGUUUGAUGCGAAUGGCCACCCGGUUUACAUACUACGGUUAACUGAUUCAGGCUCGGUUUUGGCAAAUGACACUACAAACCAGACAUACUGCACUGCAGGGGAAGGGGCUGACCUGAAAAUGCUUCAGGCGGCUCUAGACUGGGCUUGUGGCCCAGGGAAGGUAGAUUGUUCACCGAUAAAGCAAGGAGAAGCUUGCUAUGAACCGGAUAACGUGGCUGCACAUGCAACCUAUGCCUUUGAUACUUAUUAUCAUAGGAUGGGGAACGAUCCUGAAGCUUGUAACUUCAAUGGGGUUGCUUCAAUCACGACGAGAGAUCCAAGUCAUGGUUCGUGUGUGUUUCCCGGAAGCCACGGAGGUGGUAGGAACGGAACAUCGGUGAACAUAACGGCGCCAUCCAUGAAUUCUACAAGUUCGGGGUUAACAACGGACAUGUUUUUUAGUUGUGGAAUGUGGAACAUGUUAACUGUGAUUCUGAGUAUAAUCUUCUUGUGAGGGCUUUGAAGAGUCUUAUCAGAAAGCUUUUGAUUGUGAGGUUCCGAUGGGGUUGGUGUAUUAGUAGAAAUAAUUUGGAGUUAGAUUAGCAAGGACGCACUGUAAUGAUCCAAUUUUGUACUCGCAAUCUGAAACAUUUGAGUUAUUUUUUUACUUUUCCUUGUUCAAAUUGCCAAAGAGCA
Molecule: messenger RNA, 1925 nt
Organism: Tarenaya hassleriana
Lineage: Eukaryota; Viridiplantae; Streptophyta; Magnoliopsida; Brassicales; Cleomaceae
Product: glucan endo-1,3-beta-glucosidase 2-like
Exons: 4
Coding region: 241-1743 (500 amino acids)
Biological process (GO): carbohydrate metabolic process
Cellular component (GO): plasma membrane
Molecular function (GO): hydrolase activity, hydrolyzing O-glycosyl compounds
Source: RefSeq, a predicted model, not a curated record